UCCACUGCAGAUCAAAGGGGGAAUAGAAAUAGCCAAGAUGCCUGAGAAAGCCCUAGAGAGAAAAUCCAAAAUCUCAGCUUCACGCAAGCUCAUGCUGAAGAGCUUGAUGGUUGCUAAGGCCAAAGAGGAGCUGGAGCAGGAGAUGGUAGAGAAAGAGGAGCAGAAAGCAAACUACCUGGAAGAAAAAGCUCCUCCCAUACAGACCGGCAGCAUGUCCUUAGCAGAGCUGAAGACACUAUGUGAAGAGCUGCAUGCCAAAAUAGAUGUGGUGGAUGAGGAGCGGUACGACAUUGAAGCCAAGGUCAUGCACAACACCAGAGAGAUCAAAGACCUGAACAUCAAGGUAUUGGACUUGCGAGGAAAGUUCAAACGACCCAAUCUGAGAAGAGUGCGAGUCUCCGCUGACGCCAUCCUGCGCUCGCUACUCGGCUCCAAGCACAAGGUCUCUUUGGACCUGAGGGCUAACCUCAAAUCCGUGAAGAAGGAGGACACCGAAAAGGAGAAGACGGUGGAGGUGAGUGACUGGAGGAAGAAUGUGGAAGCCAUGUCAGGCAUGGAGGGCCGCAAGAAGAUGUUCGAUGCCGCUAAAGGCCCCAACCAGUAAACAAGUGGUGCAGAAAAAAAACAAGUAGCACAAUGUCACCACUGGCAACCCAAAGAGAGGUCAAUCAAUUCAAACUUUUGAGGUCCACAGAGGGAAUUCAUUGGUAUUUUACAUCCUGCGUCUGUUCCCCCUAUGUCUAGAUGUCAUGAUGAAAUAAACAGUGUGAAGAG
Molecule: messenger RNA, 774 nt
Organism: Salarias fasciatus (jewelled blenny)
Lineage: Eukaryota; Metazoa; Chordata; Actinopteri; Blenniiformes; Blenniidae
Product: troponin I, slow skeletal muscle-like
Exons: 8
Coding region: 38-604 (188 amino acids)
Biological process (GO): cardiac muscle contraction; skeletal muscle contraction
Cellular component (GO): troponin complex
Source: RefSeq, a predicted model, not a curated record